Messenger RNA from Lepisosteus oculatus (spotted gar), 6838 nucleotides. NCBI's taxonomy places the organism in Eukaryota, Metazoa, Chordata, Actinopteri, Semionotiformes, Lepisosteidae. The record is from RefSeq and is a predicted model, not a curated record.
GCUGCCUGCACUUAAGCUCCCACAAAUAAAUACUUUAUCGGGGCCUUUCAGCAGAAACCUUUCAGUAUGGUCUGUCUGCUCUUUAACACAAGCUGAUGUGAGAGAGCGAGGCAGUGGGAUGGGGCUAUGCAGUCCACACCUGCCGCAGGAAAGCCCAUAUUUGACGUGCUGCUCGUCUGUCAGGCAGGCAGUGUGGGAUCCUGAAGAUUUUGGGCUGGUUCUCUCUUCUCAGCUGCAGCCUUACUGCACCACAUCUGCUGUGCAUCUUCGGCUGCCCCUCCCACUUGGCUCUACAGAGGAGCCCUGGUCAGCGCUGCCUUAGCUAGCUGCUGCCGCGGCUGCUGUGUCUACAUCACAGGCACGGAGCGACAGCGGGCCAUGGAGCUGCAGCACUCGCACGGGGGGGCUCGUCUCUGAGGUCCGCGCCUCUGCGCCCCCACCCCGAGGUGCCCGCGCCGCACCAGAGCCUGUCAUGACAACAUGGAAGGCCGGCUGCCGGCGGAGGGGUUCGAGCAGCUGCGGCUGAAGAGCCGCCCCGAGCUCGCCACGUCCGCCCUCGCCCGGGUGGGCAGCGGCGUGUACAGCACCGUCCAGCAGCAGGACUACUCGGCGAGCGUGUGGCUGAGCAGGAAGGAGCGGCUCGAGCACUCUCAGCAGAAAUGCAUUGUGGUCUUCGCCCUGGUGUGCUGUUUCGCUGUCCUGGUGGCCUUGAUUUUUUCUGCCGUUGACAUCUGGGAUCAGGAUGAAGAUGGAAUUACUGAAGACAACUGUAACAAAAACUGUCGAGUUGUGCUGGUGGAGACCAUUCCAGAAGACCUGCCCUAUUCCAGCAAUGACACGGCCCACGUCCCCCUCUCCUCGGGCCUCCACAGCCUCCUGGAUCUGGCCAAGAAGACAGUGGAAGUUGUGUCUCCGCACUGGAACUUAAACUUUACAAAUGAAAACUACAGCUCCCCCUUGGCCAGACAGGGCCAGGACCUGUUUGAAAGACUGCUUAAGCUGGGCUCUCAGCAGGUCAGUCUGAAAGUAGCUAGCGGUCUGGGACACUCAAAGGACCUGAACAGCCUUUAUGAUAGUGGAGCAGUGCGACUGCAUAUCAGCACUCAGGUCGUGUCGGUGAUGAGCCAGCUCCAGGCCGUGUCGGUGAUAAACCAGCUCCAGGCCGUGUCGGUAAUGAGGCUGCAGCUCCAGGCUAUGUCGGUGAUGAGGCAGUUCCAGGUACUGGUGGUAAUGAGGCAGCUCCAGGUACUGGUGGUAAUGAGGCAGCUCCAGGUACUGGUGGUAAUGAGGCAGGUCCAGGUACUGGUGGUAAUGAUGCAGCUCCAGGCCAUGAUGAGGCAGCUCCAGGCUGUGGUGGUGAUGAGGCAGCUCCAGGCUGUGGUGGUGAUGAGGCCGCAGCUCCAGGCCAUGUCGGUGAUGAGGCAGCUCCAGGCCGUAUCAUUGAUGAGCCAGCUUCAGGCCAAGUCGGUGAUGAGGCAGCUCCAGGCCAUGUCGGUGAUGAGGCAGCUCCAGGCUGUGGUGGUGAUGAGGCAGCUCCAGGCCAUGUCGGAGAUGAGGCAGCUCCAGGCCGUGUUGGUGAUGAGGCAGCUCCAGGCUGUAGUGGUGAUGAACCAGCUCCAGGCUGUAGUGGUGAUGAGGCAGCUCCAGGAAGUGGUGGUGAUGAGGCCGCAGCUCCAGGCUAUAUCAGUGAUGAUGCAGCUCCAGGAAGUGGUGGUGAUGAGGCAGCUCCAGGCCAUGUCGGUGAUGGGGCAGCUCCAGGCUGUGGUGGUGAUGAGGCAGCUGCGGCUUUCGCAGACGAAGGAGCUCGGGGUGAUUAUCUACAACUGCAGCUGCCUGGCACUGGACCUGCACAGGAUAUUCACCCUCUACUGGCAGCUGAAUUACAAAGACUUCGUGCCCUCAAUGUGGUCCAAGAGGGUUUUUGCCCUUUACAACAAGGACCGCAUGCUCAAGGUGCACCUGAAUGACACCAAGGCGGAGGUCUUCAUUUCAAGCUCUCCGGACACCUUUUGUCCUAAAGACCGAACCAAAGACAUUGAUGCCAUUUACAAAGUGAUUUCGGAUGCCAGGAGGUUUAUCUACAUAUCCAUUACCGAGUACCUGCCUCUUGUGAACAGGAGCCCACACAGAUACUGGUCUCGUAUUGAUGGGAUGCUCAGAGAAGCUCUAAUCCUGAGGGACAUCAAAGUCCGUCUCUUAAUCAGCUGCUGGACUCAGACCAACCCUUUGACAUUUAACUUUGUGUGGUCACUCAAGACCCUCUGCACAGAACGGCCCAACUGCACUUUGGAAGUGAAGUUCUUCAGCCCCAAAGAACAGAGGAAUGGCACUGCGUACACAAUUAACCGCAACAAGUUCAUGGUGACUGACAACGCCCUGUAUAUCGGGAACUUUGACUGGGUGGGGAACGAGUUUGCCUACAAUGCUGGAGCCGGGCUAGUGAUCCGACAGGAAAACAGGACCAACCACACCAUCCUGGACCAGCUCAAAACCGUGUUUGAGAGGGACUGGUAUUCUCGGCACAGCAAGAGCCUACAAGCCAACAAGAUUCCCGAGUGCAUUAAACACAGGAUGAACCAGCCGGCCUCGCCGAAGGGCUCGCAGUACAGUGUGUAGGCGGACUCCACUCCGCCGCUUCCUGAGCUCGGACCGGAUUUCUCACAGCUGGGAACCAAACCGGCACCCGAGCCGUCAGACUCUCAGCGAGACCUGCUUAGUAAGAAGCAACUUUGAUUAAUUUUCUAAUUCAAAGCGGUGCCUGAAUUCUUUUUUUUUUAAAACAGAAACAGUGCGAGUGCAACAUCAGCACAACAAGAUGAAAAGCAAAGUUCUUUGCUACGUGCAUAUACAUACAGUGCUGGAUAUUUUGAUUAGAAGGAGAGGGAUAGUCUUUUUAAACUUGGAUGUCCCUACAGCAUUCUUAAACAAAGCAUUCGCAUUCCAGAUCAUUAAAAUGGGACUUACUUAAGUCCCACAUAUUCCAGCAAGGUAGGUCUUGAAAUUGCGUUAAUUGUGAAAAAAAAAACAUUGUGGAAUUAAUGCGCUAACAAGAAGCAGGCAGCAUUCACCUGUCACUCACUCGACACUGGCUAAGUUUAAGACAUUGUGCUUAUUACCAUUUGCAUUAACCUAAGUCGGCAUUGAAAAGCAGACUUCUGAUCAAAUAAGGCUCUUAUUUUUACAAGAAAUCUUACACAAUCACAGGGUGUUAAAAGGAGGAAAAUAAUUUACUGCACUGCAUUCCUGGCCUCAAAGAUGCAUUUCGCCUUCGAUUCGUCUGCCCCCUGGCGGCAGGAUGAGGUAUAGAGAGGGUUGAGCGGAGACGGACGGGGUCGAUCGCGCCUUCCUCACUCUGCAGCUACGACAGCAAUUUCCUCUUCUUCUCUCGGACAAAAGGCGCCAGAGGAAUCAUCGCCGUGUCCCUCUGGACACAUGUCCUCUCCCUCGGCCACUUCAAAAGAGAUCACAGAUCACAGAUCAGUCAAGCCGUGCGUCACUUUCAAACAAACACAAGUCACCACAGUAUUUUUGUUCUUUUACUAUUAAUUAUCAACAAAGGCCCAGGUUAAAUUAAAUAUUUCUCCCUCUUGUCUAACACAUACUCAGCUCAGCUGUGUGAAACAGACACAUUGGGCUGAAACUGAGCUGCCAGGAGACUCCAGGUCUGUCACUAGUCCUCUGAGAUGGGUCUGAGCUGAGAUUUAUUCUUGGCCGCCCGAUAAAAACGAUCAAACAGUUGUGCGUGCAUUUAAUUUAAUUGUAUUUUUAUAAAGAUAGAUAUACACAAAACAUAAACAUUAACUCAGCUUUUAAAUUCCAUUUUGAACAUCUUGAAAAUAAGUACAUUUUCAUUCUUUUUAAGAAAAGCAUGUCUCUUUCUAACAUAGUCAGUCUUUUUGUACCUACUUCAACAGAAAUGAGGAAACUGCUUUUUUAAACCAAAUAUUCUUAAUAUCAGCGUGCGCUGCGUUGUAUCAGUUUUUUACACAAGGAUCAAACAUUACUCAUGUUUUUAUAUUUCUUUAUAUGAAACUAGAAGUACUUUGUUUGCCAGCUGAGAAGACUGUUUGCUGUAAAAAGUGGGUUUGCAUGUCAUGCGCUGUAUACAAAUAGUUAUAGGCAGGGAGUACUGAUGCUGAAAUUUGCAAAUCUCCUUUAAAUUUGCUUGACCUCCUUGGCAGUUGAAGGGCAGCAGAACUUGACUUCCUUGUGAAAAUGGCUCUUGCUUUGCUCAUGGGAUCAAACGAAUUUGUCUCUGUACACCAGGGGUCCUGGAAAGCCCCAGUCCAGUCCAGUUACUUUUUAUAAGUCACCCUAAAUCACCUGUUAUUUGAAGAUCAGGAACAGCUAUUUCAGCAUUUGAUCAAUUCAGCAAAUAAUGUAUCAUUAAAGGGAUCAAUAGUCUUUUAGAGCUGAAUGAUAUUCUGAUUUUUGUUCCAAAUGAUCUCUACUUAACUGAUAACACCACCUGUUCAAUUGAUCAUAUUUCAAUUGUUCUCGGCCUUGAAGGACCGAAGAAUUAGACCCUACCCAUCGAACCUGCAGGACUGGAUCUCUCCAGGACCAGGUCUGGAGACCUCCUGCUGAGCACAGUGAGGCUCAAGAGCAGAACCGAGGGGAACUAAUUGCAAGGCAGCCUUUGUAAAGAGAAGUUUGUUUUUGGGGGGCGAUAUUUCGUCUUAACAUUAGUACAUAAUUGCAAUGUUAAUAGAAAAACCACUGUGUACCAUCGUUCACUGCAUGAGCCAUUCAAGGGGUUAGGAUGUCCAUCUCCAGCACAGAUAGGCUGAUGCUUACAGCUUCAGAAAAAUGGAGCCAGAAGACACGUCUAUUCGGUGAAGGAGGACAGUUCUGUUCAAGGAGCCUGGUUUAUGCGGAGUUCGCCUGUCUAAAAGUCUCACACUGCCAUCUAGUGUUAGGAAUCUAGAUCUCUUCACCAUCACAAUGCUGGUAGCACAUUCCUGAUGGAAACAGAGCUCAAGUACUGAGGACAAGGACUGUAGCAAACGUAUCUUCUUCAUAUUGAAUGUAUGAUAUGUUUUUCUGGCACACCAGUCAGCAUGCUUUUUCCUCUCUGUUACAACACGCAGACAAUGUUCUGUAAGAAGUUUAACAAUUUUCUUUGGCCUUUUAUACACUGCUUUUUUUCCAAUCUCACAGGCUAGAUCUAAUGCUACUGUUGUCAAAUCACCUCAUCUAAUCACGUUUUCCUACCCAAACAGCCAACAUUUUCUCUAAUCCUGGUGACAUCUCUGGGCUGAACAUACGGACAAUGGACAGAAUAAAAUCCAGAAACGUCUGGUUUAAAAUGCUUGACCCUUUAAGAACACACUGCACAAUUUUUUUUUUACAUUGCACUGGUGAAAGUUUUCCAAUUGCAGCUUAUUCAAAGAUUCAUGUAGACAGGGCUAUGUGACUUCUGGGCAAACUUUUAAAGUUUUUUUUUUAUUUCAGCAAUAAAUCUUUUCACACAGGGACAUAAAAAACCUUAAGUAUGUUUGUUUUUCCUCCAUUAAAGGAAAAACACAUUCAGCAGUCUCCAGUAAUUCCAAUAUAAGUUGUAGAGCACAAAGGAAAGUUACAAAUUUAAUUUAAUUCCAGAUUUGUUUUACGUUAAAAGAAUGAUCCUUUGCUAACAACACAUAUUUCCCUUAAGGAAAGAUUUCCCUGCUGCUACUCUCCAUGUGAAUUGUAUUUGCACUAGGUCCAUGGUUUUCAAAUACAAACCAUCUGAAGAUAUGAUGUCAUUCUGUACAAUAGAAAAUCACUGUCCCAUAUUUACUAAUAGUUUCACAGGGAGAACAGCACCUUUUACUCAAACUCACUAACUAGCCCCUUAAUUAAAAUGCCCCAUAUUUAACCCACUGCUGUCCCAUACUUCUAACACAGGUUAGGGUUUAGCAUUACCAGCUAAAACAAAACUACAGCAUUUUAACAUAACUUUCAUUGGUUUGAUUUCAUCUGAAAUGUAAACUCCAGUUUCCAGCCUGAUACCAGGCUCUUGUUUGAUAGAAAACAUCAUGUGCUGACUCUUAACAAUGAUCUCACAUUUCAGUUUUAUAUCUGGACAUGUCUUGGAACAGACCUUGUCGUUUGAAAGUUAUGGACAUGAAGAUUUUUAACUGCCUGCAGUCCUUUUUUAGAUUUUACAGAAUCCUUCAAUUCUUUACUCAGCUUCCCCGAGCUCCUUCAAAUCUGAACUGAAAACUUUCUUGUUUAGAAGGGCUUUUACUUAACACACCCCCAUCUACUAUCUCCUCUCAAUGUGUUUUUUUUAUGUUGUUCUGUAAAGUGCUUUGAAAAGCCACUUUUAAAGGCACUAUAUAAAAAUAAAGUUUACUGGUAUUAUUCAGUAGACUGUGCACAGAAAUAGUGAUAUUGUACAUAUUAGCUCAACUGUUGGAAUAACUGAUGAUUUCCUAAACUCUGAAAUGAUUACAGAUCCCAGCCAUAUUGAAAUCAGCAGCACUGGCAUGAAGAUAAACCACAAUCUGACAGAAUCCACACGCAGAGUCUAGGCCUGAGGACCUGUGACAUCUGUACAGGAUAUUUCUGGAGAUGCUCUUUUUAAAAUGGCUUACGGCUCUGUAAAUAAUAUGCGUUGCUCAUGCUAAAUCCAGAGUAAAUCAUUUUUUUUCUUCCAAAAUUGGCAUGCUACCCGUUUGCAUGGCCUGCCUUUUAUGAACAUUAUAUCUUUGAAAGUUUUGCAAUAUUUUAAAAUGCAGAGGAAUGUAUAUUUAUUGUAUAACCAUGCAAAUGUAUAUGAAUGCUACAUCCUAUAUACACUUAUAAGUUAAAUUAAUAGCUUUAAUUAAUUUGUACCUGUCAAUAAAAUUGU